AUGAUCAAAGGGCUGUGGCUUCUUUGCCUCAAUCAGCUCUUUGUUGUAUCACAGACCACCUGGAGCCUCGUCGACAACGGUGGGCCAUCUGCACGCUCAGUGCAUGCAGCAACAUCGGACACGCUCGGUUCAGAUGCUCUCAUUUGGGUGCAUGGCGGAAGUGGAGAUGCUCUCAUCAAGGAUCUGUGGACAUACAAUGUGCCCACAAGAUCUUGGACACUCAUUUCUCAAAGCAGUGUCUCGCCUUCAGAACGCAAAGACCAUGUGAUUGCAUGGGAUCCAAUUGAGGGUGCUCUUUGGAUUCACGGCGGCUCUGAUGGUAGUAAAUACCUCAUGGAUUUGUGGAAGCGAGAUUCGGGCAACAGUUCCUGGACUUUGCUCGCUAACAGUUCGGUAGACGGCCCCAGCGCACGCAGUGACCAUGUGGCUGUUUGGGACUCUGCUAGUUCUGCACUGUGGAUUCAUGGUGGAUAUGACGGUGUGACUCUGAGGCAAGACAUUUGGAAAUUUGAUUCUCAAGGGAGCAACUGGGAACGCAUUGUGGACAUUGAUCCGCCUUCUGCGAGAGCUUAUCACGUGGCUGUUUGGGAUGAAAGAAAGUCCGCUCUUUGGAUACAUGGCGGAUAUGAUGGAAGCUUUUGCAGAGAUGUGUGGACAUUCGACAGCAGUGGGCAGAAGUGGAAGCUUGUCUCUAUGGAUGGUCCCUCUGCCAGGGCGUACCAUGCAGCUGCGUGGGACCCCAUGAAUCUGGCGCUUUGGAUUCACGGUGGCUUUGAUGGUGUUGCUCGCCGAGACCUUUGGAGAUUCAGCACCUUGAGCCACACAUGGGACCUCAUGGCAAACGAAGGGCCUUCGCCACGCUACAAUCACGUGGCGGCGUGGGAUGUGACCAGCAGCUCCUUUUGGGUGCACGGCGGCUAUGAUGGGAGUACUUUAAGAGAUCUUUGGCAGUAUGAGUUCACCACAACAAGUACUACGGUCACAACAUCAAGCACUGUCACCUUUACCGUUGUCACAUCUUCCAGCACACUUACUACAACGUACACGGCCACAAGCACCACCUCACAGAGUAAAACAAGAACAUCCACCACUACCACCAGUAUCAGCGCCACCAGUUCUACUUCUGUUUCCAAGACGGCAACAUCGAGUGGCCUGUCAAAUUCAAAUACAAUUCUCAGCAGAACAACGACAAGCGUCACGAUGUCCAGCCCAACAUCAAGCACAAUGACCAUGUCCAGCUUCACGAUCUCACCGCUCAACCAAACUACCUCAUCCUUCACUUCUUCCAGAUCUACCUACAGUACGACAAGAAGUCGUCUAAGCUCAACGACCACGUCUACAACUCAGCUUUCCGAGGAAUUUGUGGCUGCAGAGUUUCCUUUUGGUCCAGUUUUUGGAUUUGUAUUCAUAGGAGCCCUCCUUCUCAGCUCCUGCUUCAUACUCAAGUACUGCAACUUCAAGCCAAAGACCAUCGUCACGCAGCUGCCUCCAACCCCAACAGAUGUGCCAUGUGCCCCCCGGGCUCCUCCACCAAAUCUUCCAGCUGUCCCUCCGCAGUACCUGCCCGAACCACCACCAUACCCGUUCGGCUCGAUCGGGGUCCCACCAACGGCAUGCACAAGUCCUUCUCGCAAUGCACCCCAAGUUUAUAUGGACGGCGAUCAAUUGCCAGUGGGCAGCGUGGGAAGCAUGGGAUCCGGUGUUGGCUUCCAGAUUGAAUGUGCUAAUCGGUGGCGCCGCAUGGGCAAAUGA
Durusdinium trenchii is the source of this 1752-nucleotide messenger RNA. The record is from the annotation of a GenBank genome assembly. Lineage: Eukaryota; Dinophyceae; Suessiales; Symbiodiniaceae.